CGUAUCACGUAUGUUUCGGAGGUGCCGAGACAAAUCAGUCGACGGACCCUUUCCUUGUCCACAGGCGGUCAGUCUGACCAAGGCUACGGCUCUAAGGAUGAACUCGUACGGGAGGACGGAGACGGCCUCCGCGGCCCCGAAGCGCGAGUGGAGAGAGUCUCGGCCUCCGAAACCGAAUCCCAGAUGGAAGAGACCUGCGAGGUCACCGAUCUUGCGGAGAAACAGAAUCGACCCGGCGCGGAGCUUCUCGAUCCCGCCGACCCGCCCCCCUUGGGGAGCAGUAUCGUCAGAGUUCCGUCCGGGAUCUUCGACGGUAGGAAGAACAGUUCCGGCAGCGCACCCGGUCCGCUGUUCUCGGCUCAGGAGUCCAGCGAAGAGGCAGCGUUCGCCGACGAUAGCGGUCCCAAGGCUGCCGGCGAAAAGGGACAAAAACGGCAGAAGCAUUUCUCGGAGAGAAGCUGUAGCUUUAGCUCCGAAAGCCGAGCGGGGAUGCUGCUGAAAAAGGGUAGCCUGGACUUGAAUUGCAGCGAAAUGGCGAUGAUGAUGGGCGCGGACGCCAAGAUCCUCACCGCGGCCCUGUCCUCCACGAAGCCCCCCGCCCUCCACAGCCGCAGGACCCAGGGUCUCGACGGCCCAGGCUGCCAGCCGGGUCCCGCCGGGCCUCACGCGACGGAAGGUGCUCGGGAAGCCGAGUACCGGGCGUCGCCGGUGUUGGAGAUGCUCGAGGAAGGGCAAGAGCACGCAGAGGCGGCGGCCGCCGACGGCGCGGCCGGGACGGCGGAAGCAGAGGACGCGCAGAGCGCGCCUCGGGCCGCAGGUCAGGCCGGGCGCCCGCGAGCCGACUCCAGAGACUCGGGCGACAAGAGAAAUAGCCCGUAUAGCGUGGCCCGACCCGUCGAGAGGGAAGACGUCGAAACCGGGCUGGACCCUCUGUCCCUGCUCGCCGGAGGCGCGGAGGACAGAGGCCCGGAGCCCGAAGAGAAGACGCUGUCUCCCGUUGUGGCACGGAACCUGGCGGAUGAGAUCGAGAGCUAUAUGAAUCUGAAAAGCCCCCUGGGUAGCAAGUCUUCCAGCAUGGAACUGCACAAGCAGGAGAACAGAGAGUCCGCAGCCUCCGGCGCCCCGGUUCAUCCUUCGGAGAGGCGAUCCAGCCUCCCCCUGGAUCACGGUCCCCCAGACCGGGAGGAGGACGACCGCUUCGAGAGCCCGUCUCUGGCGUCCGGAUCGAAAGCUCUCGCCGGGCCCCCCAAGCAGCCGACCCCCGGGCGCCCCCACAAAGAGCGCUCGACGUCUCUGACGGCGCUCGUGCGGUCCACCCAGCACGGAUCGCUGGGCUCCGUGGUGACGUCUCUGUCGGGCCUGAAGUUGGAUAAUAUACUGUCUGGACCCAAGAUGGACGUUCUGAAGUCGGGGAUGAAGCAAGCGGCUACGGUAGCCAGUAAGGUGUGGGGCGCCGUGGCCUCUGCCUAUAACUACUCGGACGACGAGGAAGAAACCGGUAAAGAUUACAGCUUCCCCACCGGGUUUGAAGACCACGUUCUGGGAGAUCGUCCGCUCUCAAGAGGAAGUAUCCAAGGAUUGGCCGCCAGCGAACUCACACAGAGCAACACCAGCCUUGGCAGCAGCGGCAGCAGCGGAGAUGCCAGCAAACUGCACUUCCCCACGGGUGAAGUCCCGUUGCCAAGAGGCAUGAAGAGCCCGGAGUUUGAGAAGUUAGACCACGGUUCUUCUCAAAACACCAGCAUGUCCAGCAUAUACCAGAAUUGUGCAAUGGAGGUCUUGAUGUCAAGCUGUUCUCAGUGUCGAUCCUGCGGCGCUCUGGUUUACGACGAGGAGAUCAUGGCCGGAUGGGCCGCCGACGAUUCCAACCUGAACACGACGUGUCCGUUCUGUAAAAGCACCUUCUUACCUCUUCUCAACGUAGAGUUUAAAGACUUCCGCGGAUCUGCGAGCUUUUUCCUGAAACCAAGCGCUUCUGGUGACAGCCUGCACAGCGGUAGCGUUCCGUUAGCGGUCGGUCCCCUGGAACCCAAGCCUCUGCCCGCUCCCGCCGAUCCAGAUUUGACCCGUUCGGAAGAUUUCACGAAGCGCAGUCGAGACGCAGCCGAAGGGACCGGUUCCGCGGAUGAACCGAGGAAAUCAGCAGCGGACAGCGAAGUCCCCGCAGCCGUGAAGACUCUGUCCGUGGCUAACAGUUUCUCCAGGCGAGGGGUGUCUCUGACGCGAAGUCACAGCGUCGGAGGGCCUCUGCAAAACAUCGAUUUCUCGCAGCAGCCGUUCCAUGGCAUUUCAACGGUUAGCCUUCCUAACAGUUUGCAGGAAGUCGUGGACCCGUUAGGAAAGAAGCCCAAUCCUCCUCCUGUUUCAGUGCCUUACCUGAGUCCUUUGGUGCUGCGUAAAGAACUUGAAUCUCUGCUAGAAAACGAGGGCGACCAAGUGAUUCACACCUCGUCGUUCAUCGAUCAACAUCCGAUCAUCUUUUGGAAUCUGGUGUGGUACUUCAGACGUCUGGAUCUGCCCAGCAAUUUGCCGGGACUUAUUCUCACGUCGGAGCACUGCAACGAAGGGGUACAGCUUCCUCCGUCAUCUCUGUCGCAGGACACCAAGCUAGUAUUUGUCCAGCUGUUGUGGGACAAUAUCAACCUUCAUCAAGAGCCUGGAGAACCUCUGUACAUUUCCUGGAGAAAUUUCAAAUCCGUCGAGAAGAAACGGGCCUUGGCUUCGGAGGACCAGCGAGCGACAAGCGCCCUGGUGGAAAACAUCAGGCAGAGCAUUCAGGAUAACAACGUUCUCAGACCCAUCAACCUCCUGCUGCAGAAAGUUAAGCCGGGAGCGAAACGACAAAGGAGUUUGUACAGAGAAAUCCUCUUUUUAUCUUUGGUGUCUCUGGGAAGAGAAAAUAUCGAUAUCGAGGCCUUCGACAACGAGUAUGAACUUGCUUAUAAAAGUCUCUCAACCGAGGUGCUUGAAAAGACGCAGAAAAUAGACGUCCCACCGAGUAGGAAUGUGGAGUGGUGCCGGAAAUGUUUUGGCGCGCCUCUGAUUUAAAACAAGGGAAGAAUCGGAAGCAGUUUCACAACGCAAACUAAUACCGGGAGACAACGUGCAAACCUAGCAGCCUGCCGAGAUUCGGAUUCAAGCUCCUGAGAGCGGACAAUAGUCAGAGGUCGCUAAUUGCGGCCUCCGUGGGGGACAGUUUACUCUGUUGUAAUUCAUUCUGACGCGAUCUCGCGACGCGAGUGUCAUGCCGUGAGACAGCUAACGUUCUUCGAUGGAAGGCUUUCGAUUUCCAAACCGCUAGCCGGUCCUCACGGAAACCUUGGACUUUUUCCUAAGAUCCACGGUGGGAAGAGAGCGAUAAGAAGCCAGUUUACCGUAGGCGUUUUACUGGUGGGGGUGGGUAGCUUUCCAAGUUCGGAAGAGUUCGACUCUAACUGCGUAAAGCCUCUCUAGCCGCGAGGCGAGCGAUCCAGCUAGUCGAUUCGACCGCAGAACCGUAGGUUGGAGGCGUACGUGCGUGCGUCUGUAGUCGCGCGUACCGUCGGCUUGUGUGUUUACUGAGAUCUCCCCGGGUUCCAUGGUGACGCAGUACGACGUGGCCGUGAACUGGCCCGUAGUUAUCACCGAUCCAAAUGAUCUGAGCCUGGGGACAGGCAGUCUCCCUGUUUCCGGCUUCACUUUUCCAUCCGUUCACGUAUAGUUUCACUCGUCCCGGCGCUCGCUGACGUGUUUUACCGUGGAUACUCGGCCCUCUUCCCGUUCUGCCUCGUCCCUGACCAAAAUAGCCUUGGUAACCCGAGCCGCCGUGAGACCGACCCGUCUCCGAGUCGAUCGGCCGCCUAAACGAAACCGAACCUAGGUCGCGCCGAGGGUUCACGGUGUUCGUCGAGGCCCCGUUCUUCAGGUUCGCGGGUUCCUUGUCCUCUGGUUUGAAGCCUUCACUUCUAGGCACCGAAGCCCUUGGUCACUUUUUAAAACCGGUGGGAUGGCUUGCACUGCAGUGGAAGUCGAAUGGUGUAUAAUGCUCACAGAUUUACGUGCACCUGCAUAAGAGUGUGUGCGCGUGUGAAUACACGUAUGUGUCUGCGUAUAUACAUAUAUAUUUUAGGUUGAAUUCCGUCUUACAAAUUAAAACUUGAUCUUACAGUAGUUUUCGAAGAAAUCGGGACCUCGCACGCCUCGCCUGUCGGUCACGCCUUAUGCUUCCUGUUGGAAAAAGACAAACCCCGCCAACGUAUACCUCCAGAUUGCUAUAAAUUUGCCUGAACCCUGCGCCUCGUUUAAAAGGCGAUAGCAGGAAAUGAGUCUGUGGCGUGAUGGUACCUAACUGAAAUGACGGCAAAGGGUUGGAUUUCCUGGAAUUACUGACAGCGAUGACUUAAAGGGUAACUUCCAAAUGGGGAAAUGGGUGGAAUCGCAAAAGCACAUUCUCACUUUCUGCACAGGGUGUAAUUUUCU
Messenger RNA from Ornithorhynchus anatinus (platypus), 4458 nucleotides. RefSeq names its product DENN domain containing 4C (gene DENND4C). Gene Ontology annotation, cellular component: cytoplasmic vesicle. NCBI's taxonomy places the organism in Eukaryota, Metazoa, Chordata, Mammalia, Monotremata, Ornithorhynchidae. The record is from RefSeq and is a predicted model, not a curated record. The transcript is spliced from 13 exons. The annotation marks the transcript as partial. Gene Ontology annotation, biological process: regulation of Rab protein signal transduction.